UGUCUCAAUUUCUUUCCUCCAAAAUGCUAAGGAAUACUUUAGAAAACAGUUCAGACUCUAAAAAUGAAGAUGGCUCAGUCUUUUCACAGACUGAACACAAUAUUGUUGCAGCGUACUUGAUCACAGCAGGUAUGAUAAGUAUUCUCAGCAACAUAAUAGUUCUGGGCAUCUUCAUUAAGUACAAGGAACUUCGGACUCCCACAAAUGCAAUUAUCAUUAACCUGGCUGUUACUGAUAUAGGGGUCAGUAGCAUUGGAUAUCCCAUGUCUGCAGCUUCAGAUCUGUAUGGAAGUUGGAAAUUUGGAUAUGCAGGAUGUCAGGUUUAUGCUGGGUUGAAUAUCUUUUUUGGAAUGGCAAGUAUUGGAUUACUCACGGUUGUGGCCAUGGAUCGAUACCUGACUAUCUGCAGUCCUAACACAGGAAGAAGAAUGACCACCAACGCUUACAUCAGCAUGAUUCUGGGGGCCUGGCUCAAUGGUCUCUUUUGGGCUUUGAUGCCUAUCAUAGGGUGGGCUAGCUAUGCCCCAGAUCCUACUGGGGCUACUUGUACCAUAAACUGGAGGAAAAAUGAUAUAUCUUUCAUUUCUUUCACAAUGACAGUUAUUGUGAUAAAUUUUAUUGUACCCUUGACAGUGAUGUUUUACUGCUAUUACCACGUCACUCAAACCAUUAAAUGUCAUAAUACUAGUAACUGCAGUGGAUACCUCAACAGAGAUUGGUCAGAUCAGGUAGAUGUGACAAAGAUGUCUGUGAUAAUGAUAUGUAUGUUUCUGGUGGCAUGGUCCCCUUAUUCCAUCGUGUGCUUAUGGGCUUCUUUUGGUGACCCAAAGAAGAUCCCUCCCUCAAUGGCCAUCAUAGCUCCACUAUUUGCAAAAUCUUCUACAUUCUACAAUCCCUGUAUUUAUGUGGUUGCUAAUAAAAAAUUUCGGAAGGCGAUGUUUGCCAUGUUCAAAUGUCAGAGUCACCAAGCUAUGCCCGUGACAAGCAUUUUACCAAUGGAUGUAUCUCAAAACCCACUGACUUCUGGAAGAAAGUAA
Molecule: messenger RNA, 1037 nt
Organism: Hyaena hyaena (striped hyena)
Lineage: Eukaryota; Metazoa; Chordata; Mammalia; Carnivora; Hyaenidae
Gene: RRH
Product: retinal pigment epithelium-derived rhodopsin homolog
Exons: 7
Coding region: 24-1037 (337 amino acids)
Biological process (GO): visual perception; G protein-coupled receptor signaling pathway
Cellular component (GO): photoreceptor outer segment; membrane
Molecular function (GO): G protein-coupled receptor activity
Source: RefSeq, a predicted model, not a curated record